Benincasa hispida (wax gourd) is the source of this 822-nucleotide messenger RNA. RefSeq lists its product as uncharacterized. NCBI's taxonomy places the organism in Eukaryota, Viridiplantae, Streptophyta, Magnoliopsida, Cucurbitales, Cucurbitaceae. The record is from RefSeq and is a predicted model, not a curated record.
AUGAUCCAUGAAAUUGAAGCCCAAAUCAAAAGAGAUAACUUCUUUGUCCCCCUAGAAGAAAAGGCUCAUCUUAAACCCCACAAAAGUUCUGUUAGAAGAAAUGGCCAUGCCUGUUCUGCAACUUCUGACAGAACUAACCAAUUGAAUGAUGGUUAUGAAUUGAUUUGCCAAGAAUGUGGUGGGGUUUUUAAGAACUGGGGUGUCGCGGAGUCGCAUCAUCUUUCCAAGCAUGCCGUCCGAGAAUUAGAACAGGGAGAUUCAUCCAGGAAAGUUGUAGAACUAAUCUGCAAAAGAAAUUGGCCAAUGUCAAAAUCCCAUCACAUUGAGAAAGUUUUCAAAGUCCACAACUCCCCAAGAACUCAGUCUCUGUUUGAAGAAUAUAGAGAAAUGGUGAAAAGUGAAGCGAGCAAAGUGGAGAAUGAAAGCCCACGUUGUUUAGUCGAUGGAAAUGAGCUCUUGAGGUUCCAUGGCACAAAGAUUGCUUGCUCAUUAGCAGCCGCCGAUGGCUCUCAAAUUCUAUGCAAUUUGGACAACUGUGGAGUUUGCCAAAUUUUAAGAAAUGGGUUUAAUAGUGUGUUUACUUGUGCAACAAGUAGAAAAGCCUUCGAAUCAAUUGCGAUGAAUGAAGAAGAUGUGGGGUUAAGAAGAGCUUUAAUGGUGUGCAGAGUGAUUGCAGGGAGGAUGGAGGAAGAUGAAAAGAAGGUCGAUUCCGGGUUCGAUUCGUCGGGUGGGAAAACGGGUCAGAAUUCGAAACGAGGAGAACUUUAUGUCUUUGAUUCUAGAGCUGUACUUCCUUGCUUCGUGGUAACUUACCAAUGGUAA